AUGAAGAUUCCAUUGCAGAACACAUCCACGCCUCAGCGUACCACCCAAUCGUCUACCUACGAGCAGCAAGCUCGAUCUUCAGAUGAACUGUAUAUUUCGUUAGCGUACUAUGCAUUUCUAGUCAUCUCCAGUGUCACUGGGAACGGUCUCGUCAUCGGAGCAUACGCUUCCAACAAGUGGCUUCGUACAGCACUCACCCACACCCUCAUCAUCGGCCUAGCCUGCGCAGACUCUCUCGUUGGAGUCGUAUCGCUGCCGAUUUGGAUGUACAUCACGUUCCGGGAUCACAAACACAUCCCGUUGAGUCCCCUCGCCUAUCAGUUCUACAUAACCGCAGAUAUUUUCAUUGGAAGCGCUUCCAUUUUCCAGCUGAUGGGUAUUAGUAUUGAGCGGUCUCAUGCUGUUCUUAGACCACUCCAGCAUCGCUUGCUUGGCAGACGGAUAUUUUACAUCGCAGUGGCCGCUGCUUGGAUCUGCUCUGCCGCUCUAGCGUCUCUCCAACCGCUGCAAUAUGGCACUGAUUGGCAGGUCGUCUAUACGAUUCUGAUAGCAACGGUGUGCUUCUUUAUUCCAACUGUGGUCAUCGCGAUUGCUUACUGCAGCAUCUUCUUCUCCGCCAAGGGUAAAGCAUCUCUGUCCAAGCAUCAGACUCAUAAGAAAACAUUGGCCAAAGAGGUAGGGUUGAUCUUAAUUUUCUGUAGAUGACUGUCGUCGAUCGAGAGCUAAGCCAGGGGCCCAUUUGCCGGAACGAGCAACAUUCUAUGUACUCGAGUAAUGGAGUUUUUACCAAGCAUUUUUUUAUAGAACGAUUUUGGCGCAAAUUGAGAAUAUCUUUUAACUCCGACAAAGACGUUACUAGGAAAUCCUACAGACCUAAAGUGGUAUUUUUGACAUUUAAAUGGCUUUAAAUGAGUCUUCCUUUUUGGUAUCUUACACUUUUAAUGCUCUCAUAGACGGCGCGGAAUUUCCAUUUUCUCUGGAAAAGGUGCUCCAAAAUGUAUCUAAAAAUAAACCUGUCCUUGAAAACGCUCUGACAAAGUCCUAGUAUGGGCGUUGCUUUCUACAGGUUAUGGUCUUCUGCUUAAGCACAUAACUACUAGUAUCCUCCAGUAUUAUCAUGAUGUGCAACCGUGUUGGUGUCAGCUUCUAUGGCUUUCCUGUACUGAUAAAGUAUUUGGUAACUUCAUUUGACACAGUUUGGAUAGCUGGAUUUACAAACCGCAAAUAAGUUUAUCUGACGGUCAUGCCGUUAUAAUGCUAACACCGAAUGUUCUCUGAACCUCUUGUCCUGUUUUUGAUACGAGUUGUAUUGAUCUUUGCAAAACAUUAUACAUAUCGUCCACACGGGAAUGUGACCUCAAUGACUAACAUCGGCCUAGGCCAUUAUUGAUGCCUUUUGACUCAUUUGGGCAGGAAAGGGCAGGGACACCUUAUACAACACAUCAAUGUUUGUUCAGAGCACUAAAUUAAAAUGUCAUUAACCUAUUCUUUUUCUCUCUGUUUCUUCAUGAAGGUUUCUUUAUCCUUAACAGUGGCGAUGAUUACGCUGCUGUUUGUCAUAACAUGGCUACCGUUGUUCGCUUUGUCCAUACUAGCCACGUUUAACCCCGAGGUCCUUCCUUGGCCAUCCACCUCCACGCGUCUCCUGCACUUUGUCAAAUGUAUGCAUUACAGUUCCAGUGCCAUAAACCCUGUCCUGUACUCCUAUCGAAACGUCGAACUUCGCAGGACCAUUGGCGUGCUUUUACAGCGACUUGUGCUAAGGAGGGGACCAGGCGUGGAUGAGGUCUUCAGAAGUCGUCGUUCAAGUAGCGUUGUCUCUGCUUCCCAUUUUAGAAAGCUGAGCUCAGUCUCAGAUCGUUGCCGCAAGCCCAGCGCAGAGAGCCAGUAA
This is a messenger RNA of Porites evermanni, 1891 nucleotides long. NCBI's taxonomy places the organism in Eukaryota, Metazoa, Cnidaria, Anthozoa, Scleractinia, Poritidae. The record is from the annotation of a GenBank genome assembly.